UAAAAAUUCAAAUACUAUACGUAUUUUCACUUACCAAUCUUGGUUUCUGUUUUUUUUUCUGAUUUUUUCGCCUAAGCUUUUUUCCAGUUAUUCUCAAGGGCUAACCACCAAACUGGAAAUGGAGACCUCACUUAGCGAUAGCAGCCGCAGUUAUUCUAGUGGCGACCAGAUCAUGUCGUGCGAUCCGCUGGUGUGGCUGAUGUAUAGUACAGGCUAUAAGAAGCGCUGUGCUUAUUGCUUCCAGGAAAGCCAGGAACUGCGCACCUGUUCUGGAUGUCAAUUGCAUCGCUACUGUAAUUCGGCCUGCCAGGCCGCUGAUUGGAAAGUGGAACACAAGCUGGAAUGCGCCAUCAUGAAGAAAAUCAGGAAGGGGUCGGAAAGCAGGUCUCCGGAUGAAGAGGACAGCUGGUCCGUCCCUCCCGAGAUCACCGCCAAGUUGGCCAAUAAAAUUAGGUUAAACGCGAUGAUGGACAUCCCGGGAAUGGGUCAAAAGUCUGUCAAAGAUCUUCUACUCAUGCUGCCGGCGAAUCCUGCGCACCUGGACGUCGAACAAGAGAUGCACUCGGUGUUGCGCGCUAUGAAGUCCAAAUAUUCCGUGGUAGCCGGCUUACCAGCAGCGGAAUUUCUUCCCUUCUACGAAAUUGUGCGCUACAACAUUUUGACCAUUUAUGGCUCACAAGGCAUGCCGAUCGGCUUCGCCGUGUAUCCGCCAGCACCGCCGCGACGGAUGGCUCCGGUUUGCUGGGACAUUAACGUGGUGCUGCACUACCGCGGACGUCGGCUGGUCAUGCAUGCCGUCGAAGUCAUUCCCGAAUAUACCGGAACUGAAAAUCUACGAUACACCGACACACGGGAGCCAUUUUGCCUGACACGAGAGGCCCGUCGCGUUCGAUUUGAGGAGCGUUACGGGUGUCCUUGUACGUGUCACCGAUGCACGGAAGAAUAUGAUGGUGAAAUUAAUUCGUUGCGCUGCGUAACGGUCGGAUGCACCAGUCGCAUUCCCAGCGACAGCCGUGCACAUGGACCCUGCUCGGAAUGCGGCGCCAUCAACAGCGACCGGCUGAUGCACUUCCGUCGGUUCCUCGAGGAUUUUACCUUUAUUAGGGAGCACUAUACGAUGACCUUCCACGGAAAGAAAUUUACCGAUCUCUGCGAAGAAGUGGACGCAACCGGCAUCCUGCAGCCGGAUGCGCAUUUCCGUUAUAUCUGCGGCUUGCAGUUAUCAAGGAAAUACUUCGAUGAAAACCGCUUUGAAGACGGCUGGCGGGCGACGCAGGAGUUGAUUGACAUUGUGCGAAAAAUCCAUCCAGAGUAUUCGGCUUAUCGUGCCAGGUUCCUGAUGUCAGCGGGAAGGUCGAGCGUUGCAGCAUUGUCCCAGCGACUAUCGAAUGAGCGAAAGCGGCUUUCGAAACCGGCUAAAAGAGCGCUGGAUGCAUUAGUCGGACAAGUGUGCCAUCAUGCCAUCGAAUAUUGUAAGGAAGCCAAGAAUAUCUUAGUUAAGGUGUAUGGACAGGAGUCCAAGGAGGCUCAAAAAGCCAGUGCCGUGUUUGAAGAUGCGAUAGUGAAAUUGCACCCCAUUGAGCUGGCUUUUCACCGCAAAAAGUGAUUGCUGGUACUUGAUUUUGCCUUUCUGUCAGAUUCAACUGUUCUGUUCGUAUCUGCUUUUGUAACGUUUUUGGACUUGGCUGGCUAACCAACUGAAAAUAAAUUUUUAAUGCGUUUGUUGGAUUCAUUUAUU
Molecule: messenger RNA, 1738 nt
Organism: Paramacrobiotus metropolitanus
Lineage: Eukaryota; Metazoa; Tardigrada; Eutardigrada; Parachela; Macrobiotidae
Product: N-lysine methyltransferase SMYD2-B-like
Exons: 7
Coding region: 119-1606 (495 amino acids)
Cellular component (GO): nucleus
Source: RefSeq, a predicted model, not a curated record